Molecule: messenger RNA, 1431 nt
Organism: Oryzias latipes (Japanese medaka)
Lineage: Eukaryota; Metazoa; Chordata; Actinopteri; Beloniformes; Adrianichthyidae
Gene: stard15
Product: StAR-related lipid transfer (START) domain containing 15
Molecular function (GO): lipid binding
Source: RefSeq, a predicted model, not a curated record
UCCCUCCUAUCUCUGCGGGAGGUGGCAGAUAAAAGCCGCAGCACCGGCGGCAGCUUCUCAGACCCGCUCCUGGACCUGCUCCGCAUCUGGCCUACCUCCUCCUGGACUCGGACCCAGCCACAGCACCAGCACCAACCGCCGUGCCGGCAGCGCGCGGGACGCUCGCUGAUGCGCAGCUGCGGUUUCCGCUUCGGAAGGACUCGUGUUUGAUCUGGAGAUGCCGGUUCAGAUCCCGGACGACUCGGACUUCUCGUCGUUUAAGGAUCAGGUUCUGAGCGAGGACGGAUGGAAGAGCCGCUACAACAAGGGCGGCGUGACGGUGUGGUGCCGCGAGGAGGAGAGCAGCGCGGUGCAGAAGCUCAAGAUGAGAAUCGUCUGCAAAGACCUGCCGGCGGAGACGCUGUACGACGUCCUCCAUGACAUCAACUACCGCAAGAAGUGGGAUUCAAACAUGAUCGAGACGUACGACAUCGGUAGACUGACGGUCAACGCCGACGUGGGAUAUUACUCCUGGAGAUGUCCGAGUCCUCUGAAGAACCGGGAUUUCGUCACCAUGAGAUCUUGGCUUCCACUAGGCAACGACUACCUGAUCAUCAACUUCUCUGUCAAACACCCGAAACAUCCUCCUAGGAAGGACUAUGUCAGAGCGGUUUCUCUGCAGACUGGAUACCUGAUCCAGUCUAAUGGAGCCACCGGCUCCACCCUCUACUACCUGACCCAGGUGGACCCUCGAGGCUCUUUACCAAAGUGGGUGGUGAACAGAGUCUCUCAGUUUGUGGCUCCUAAGGCCAUGAAAAAGAUCUACAAGGCCGCUCUGAAGUAUCCGGAGUGGAAACGAAAACACAACCCGGCGCUGAAGCCGUGGAUGUUUCCGGAGCAGAACGCGCUGCCGCCCAUCAACCCGGCAGAACUGACCCUGCAGCGCGCCGACUCUCUGGAGAACAUCGAUGAAAGCGGCCUGAGCGAGGAGAAGACGCACCACAGCGACGACGAGGACAGUUAGACGUCUAAGUCGGACUCACCGUUUGUCCAAGACGGUUGCACACCAUCCAGAUCAAUGAGGUUCUGCUCCUCACUGCUGACCCAGGAGGUCUGAGGAGGUUCUGAGGGAUCCUGUGAUCCUAUUGUUCACCCAAUCAGGAGGAUAUCCUCAAUGUGAAAUGCAAUAAGAGAAAAACCAGCAGAAAAAGUCUGUAGAUGAAUAUUGAAUUUAUGUCAUAUUUUGAGGAAUAAAUGCUCAGAAUAGCAACAAUCCUCUAAAAUUGUUCUGGAAUUUAAAGAUUUUUAGUUUAUGUUUAGUGGGUAAAAUGAGCCGAUUUGAACCAUAAAUAAGGACAAAGUCUCCAGUGAAACUCAACCUAACACUUUUAUACUGUUUCUUUCUUCCUCAGUGUGACAGUUGAUCAAUAAAGUUCCAGUGACUUGAACUGA